Molecule: messenger RNA, 2299 nt
Organism: Cicer arietinum (chickpea)
Lineage: Eukaryota; Viridiplantae; Streptophyta; Magnoliopsida; Fabales; Fabaceae
Product: phospholipase A1 PLIP2, chloroplastic
Biological process (GO): lipid metabolic process
Molecular function (GO): glycerophospholipid phospholipase A1 activity
Source: RefSeq, a predicted model, not a curated record
AAUCAGCAGCAUCUUCUGUUAUUUUAAAAUAUUAAACAGAAAUCGAAUGAAGAAGAAGCUGAAGGAAGGUUGUUUUAAUUUGCGGUGGAGUGAAGAAUCUCCUACUAUCACAUUUCUCUUCAAAACCAACACACUCUUAAAACAAAACAAUGGAUACUCUGUUUUUACAAAGCGGAAUUUCUGGUAUAGCUUCUUCUAUCAUUGCUAAUGACUACGCGCCUCGAUCAAACAAGUCCCCCGUCUUUUCCAGAUUCUUCUUUCGAAACUCUCUCAACUUCCAACGCAUCGGGAGUUCCGCCACUUACAAUGACAUCGCCGUAAACGACGCCGUUAUGGAUGAGCCAGAAGGAGAGGAAGAAGGGCAAAAUGGGAACUGGAUUUUCGAAGUUUUUCAUCUGAAUUCUGUUUGGAGAGGAGAACAAGAGAAUGAUGCUAAUGAUGAAGAAGAGUGUGAUAUUUGUAGGGUUGACGAAGAUGAAGAUGAAGAAAAAGAAGAGGUUCGGUUUGAUAGAGAGUCUUUUUCGAGAAUGCUUCGUAGGGUAUCCUUACCUGAAGCAAGAAUGUACGCACACAUGUCCCACUUGGGGAGUUUGGCAUACUCUAUUCCCAAAAUCAAGCCAGGGAACCUUUUGAAAAGAUGUGGUUUGCGUUUUGUAACUUCAUCGAUAGAGAAGAAGGAAUUGAUUGCGGCUGCUGAAAAAAAUCAGUCGUCUGGUGCAAUUCAGAAAGAAGAAACUAAUGAGAAAAAUGCUGGAGAAAGAGAAGAGGAAGAGAACGCUGAAUUGAAGAUAAGUGCUUGUGCCGCGUGUGGGAUUGCAGUGGUUGAUGGUUCAUUUGAAGUAAGCAAUGAGAGUGUUGAUACGGUGAACGUGAUAAACACCGAGGUUGGAUCUUUGAUGGCUAAUACUGAUUCAAUCACAGAAAUUGUUGCUGCGUAUGAGGAAGUAAAACAAGCCGUUGCAGAUGAUUUGAAGUCAACAAGUUCUUCACCUUGUGAAUGGUUCAUAUGUGAUGAUGACCAGAGUUCUACAAGAUAUUUUGUUAUUCAGGGUUCAGAGACAUUUUCAUCCUGGCAGGCAAACCUACUUUUUGAGCCAGUUCAAUUUGAGGAGUUAGAUGUCCUUGUUCAUAGGGGUAUAUAUCAGGCUGCUAAAGGAACAUAUCAGCAGAUGUUGCCUGAGGUUCACGCUCACCUAAAAUCUCAAGGUUCUCGAGCAACUUUCCGCUUCACUGGCCAUUCUCUUGGAGGAAGCUUGGCAUUACUUAUAAAUCUUAUGCUGUUGAUAAGGAAGGAAGUGCCAAUUUCUUCUUUGCUUCCAGUGAUAACCUUCGGCUCACCGUCCAUCAUGUGUGGAGGUGAUUGUCUUCUCGAAAAGCUAGGAUUACCGCGGAGUCACGUUCAAGCAAUCACAAUGCACCGAGACAUAGUACCACGGGCGUUUUCUUGCAAGUACCCUAACCAUGUUGUCAAACUACUAAAGGCUGUUAAUGCCAGCUUCCGGAGUCAUCCUUGUCUUAAUAACCAAAAGCUACUAUAUGCACCAACGGGUCAACUUUUGAUUCUACAGCCAGAUGAGAAAUUUUCGCCAAGCCAUCAUCUCCUGCCAUCAGGUAGUGGUCUAUAUAUUAUGAGUGGUCCUCUUUCAGAAUCCAGUGACACAGAGAAUCAGCUCCAAGCUGCUCAAUUGGUUUUCUUGAACUCACCACAUCCACUUGAGAUAUUAAGUGAUCGAUCCGCGUAUGGACCUGGAGGGACAAUACAACGAGAUCAUGACAUGAAUUCGUACUUAAAAUCUGUGAGAACUGUGAUUCACCAAGAACUUAGCCAAAUCCGCAUGGCAAGGAAAGAGCAAAAACGAAAAGUGCGGUGGUCUCUUGUUGCACGAGGUGGAAGUGAUUUGGACAUUGUUGGUGGGAGGUCAGUGGUAUCGGUCCGUAUUAUUCAAGACCAGCCUCCCUUUUCUGGGAUCAUGAUGACAGGAAGAGAAUCCUUGAAAAGGUUCAGUAGGCUUGUUGCUUCCCAACACAUGCAAAUGUUUUUAGUGUUGUUGUUUCCAGCAAGGUUUUUACUCUUGGAAACAUAUAACUUGAUUAGCUUAAGAUGAAAAGUUGAUAGUACCUAACUUUUCCAUUGAGACAGUUGUAGAGGGUAAUGGCACAUGGUUGGUAAUGGUGGUACAGCUAGAUGAUUCGUUACUCACUGCUUUCAAAAAUUGAAAGUAAUGUGCCUUCCAUGAUUAGUGAUUGUACAGAAAAUAUUGCUCAAAUAAUAACAAACACAAAAUUAAUUGCUUUAGAA